AAAUAAUAAAAAUGACUCUUAACCCAGAAGACAAGGCCAAGUUUAUACAGUUGCAUUCUUCAGCUCAUAAAGCCGACUUUGCAGACCAAGCGGAACUGAAGACCAAAGCAGGCCUACAUCUUAUCAAAAACAUACCGUCGCUCACCUCACAUAACGUUUUUGAGAAACUACACAAGUAUGAUGAAGUCCAAAACAAGCAAGAAGACCCAAAAUUGAGAGAACAAACAAACUUCUUAAGAUCCAAGAGAGCUAACCUUCAGAGGGUCCUUGAAGAAAGCUCCUAUAAGAUGGAAACCAAGAGAGUUCAGUCAUAUUAGAAAGAAUGGUCAUGGAGAAAGAACAUCAAGCAAUGCUAGAAGAGCUCCGCAUGAAAAUGAUGAUGAUACAGGAGAAAAUAAGUUGAAUCGAAGAAUUGAAAGUUAUGGUGGAUCAUGAUUGUCAAGCACUUCAAGCAGAAAUAGGUGUCACCAGCAAAUCUACAAAGGCUAACA
This is a messenger RNA of Moneuplotes crassus, 491 nucleotides long. The record is from the annotation of a GenBank genome assembly. NCBI's taxonomy places the organism in Eukaryota, Ciliophora, Spirotrichea, Euplotida, Euplotidae.